This is a messenger RNA of Pistacia vera, 1328 nucleotides long. Its product is annotated as ethylene-responsive transcription factor CRF6. The transcript has a single exon. The record is from RefSeq and is a predicted model, not a curated record. Gene Ontology annotation, biological process: regulation of DNA-templated transcription. Bases 150 to 1022 code for a protein of 290 amino acids. Gene Ontology annotation, molecular function: DNA-binding transcription factor activity; DNA binding. Lineage: Eukaryota; Viridiplantae; Streptophyta; Magnoliopsida; Sapindales; Anacardiaceae.
UAAAACUGCGAUUCUUGGCCUUUUGACUCUUCCCUGCAACUGAAGCUCUUCUAUUUAACUUAUCUCCUUCACUUUCUCUCUCCACACUCUCUUCUCUACACCAUUUCUGGUGCUUUUGAUUUUGUUUAAUAUCUAUUACUCAUUCUAAAAUGAAUCAAGCUAUUUCAUCUCGUACCAAAUACUCAGAACACCGCACCAUAACCACUAAGCUUGUGAAGCCAUCUAGGUUUCAAACAAAAGUUGUUCGCAUUUUGGUGACUGAUGUUGAUGCCACUGACUCAUCAAGCGACGAGGAUGAGGAUUACUCCUCGCCUGCUCGAGUGAAGAAGCACAUUAACGAGAUCAAAAUUGAAGAUUGUUCAAUAUUCACGAGUGAGAAUGUAGUCAACAACAACAACAGAGACAGAAUCACAAAGCCUAUCCAACAAAAAGCAAGUGGCAGAUCUAAUGGCAACAAAUACAGAGGUGUGAGACAAAGGCCUUGGGGGAGAUGGGCGGCUGAGAUCAGAGACCCUUCUCGGAGAACAAGAGUCUGGUUAGGGACUUUUGACACCGCAGAAGAGGCUGCCCUUGUUUAUGACAAAGCUGCUAUUCGUAUUAAAGGGCCUGAUGCUCAAACAAAUUUCAUGAAACCUCCUGAGAGAAAUGAUAAUACGACACCGUUGGAAAUUGAUGUUGUAACGGUUUCUGGGUAUGAUUCAGGUAAAGAAUCUCAGACAAUAUAUUCACCAACGUCUGUUUUGAGAUUCCAGUCAAAUGAAAAUGAAGAAGCUGAACAAAGAACAGAGUAUCAACCUGAGACCGAGACUGAUAGUGAAUGGAGAAAAGUUCAAGAUUGUUUGUUCUUAGAUGAGGGGUUCUUGGAUUCUGAAACACCUCCUCGGAUAUUUUUCGAUGAGAUGAGUGUGCCAAUUUUGGCAGAAAAUUUGGAUGACAUCUCUGUUAGUUUAGAUGGUGAUUUUGGGUCAUGCAUAUGGGACGUUGAUAACUACUUUCAGGAACAUAGUUUGCCAUUGCAUUGACAAUCAGUAAUGGAGAUAUUUUGUUUCAAUUAGUUGGUGUUUAUCUUCAUGUUUUGGUAAAUUCCGAGUCGAAUUUUGGGUACAUAAACCACCAAUUUCUUUCAUCUGUUUCUUCUCUCCUCCAGGACAUGAGUGUGUAAAGGUGCAUGCAUUUCACCAAGCAUGUGUAAAUUCUUAGGUUUAAAUUUUUUUUUUUUUUUUUUUGUGUUUUUUUUUUUAUGAAAAAAAAAUUGGUUCAGUGUGAAACUAUGAGGAUGGAAUGGUGUGCUUGUAGUCAUUUUUGAGAUUAUUUUAUGGCCGUUUUGA